Messenger RNA from Leguminivora glycinivorella, 2278 nucleotides. RefSeq names its product zinc finger matrin-type protein 3-like (gene dbf). The coding region runs from base 122 to 1237 and encodes 371 amino acids. The transcript has 11 exons. Gene Ontology annotation, molecular function: zinc ion binding; nucleic acid binding. The record is from RefSeq and is a predicted model, not a curated record. NCBI's taxonomy places the organism in Eukaryota, Metazoa, Arthropoda, Insecta, Lepidoptera, Tortricidae.
UGGCAGUACUGGCACCAUUCGUUCGUUUCGUGCCAUUGCCGAUUUCCGACUAACGCCGACGCCGACACGGUGUAGCAUAAUCAAUAAAUUAAUAAAUAACUAUAUUUUUCCAGUUGAAACAAUGGGAGAUCGUAAUUUUGUGGAAGAUGUGGACUUCGGAAACGGCAACGGUUUCGCGAUAAACAAGCCAAUGCGACCGAUAAGACCGCCAAGACGUGGAAUGCCCAACCAUGACCGCUACAACAAUGCUUAUGGAAGCUACCGUGGUGGAUACGGGCCAGGUGGUGGCUUUGGGUUUGGACCAAGGGGUCCUCCUAUGGACGGGCCUAUGGGUCCACCACCAAUGGGCCCACCACCUAUGGGCCGACCCAUGGGCCCACCCAUGGGCCCGCCCAUGCGUCCAAUGGGCCCUCGUGGGCCGCGCGGCCCGCCACCACCCACAGUGAUGUAUGGACGAGGUUUUGGACCAGGCGCUUCGCCUAUGCCCCGCAAAGUUGGUCCAGAGACUCAAGCUUACAGAUAUCUUUUACGGUGUGGUAUCGCUCAGGAGACCCUCAAGGACAUUCCCAAGAAGCUGCUGAAGCUUAUGGAGGCUCACCACUGCGGAGUUUGCGGGUUGGACUUCGACUCGUUCACUAUGUCGCGUAUGCAUUACACUUCGCGCAAUCAUCAAAAGAACCAAAAGAAAUGGCAGUUGCAGAACUCUGCGAAACCAACUCCUGGGAAACAGAUUCCGCUAAAGUCGCGCGACUUGUACUGUGAACUGUGUGACGUAACUAUAACGUCCACGGUUCACGCCGAUUCGCACUAUUCGGGAAAACCGCAUCGAGCGAUUGUGGAAGGAAAGAAGAAGCCGAAAAACCCGUAUCUACUCCAAAAAGGAAUGGAGGGUCGCACUGAGCAGCUGAUUAACCGUGAGAAGCAACAUUUGCCGGAGAUCACCGAGACCAAGCCCGUCCUGGGUGAGGACAGCAAGGCUCCGCAUGGCGAUCUCUACUGCGAUAUAUGCAAGACCUCCAUGACUAACUCGGAGCAGAUGACGAUGCACCUGAACGGCAAGAAGCAUCUGUCGAAGGAGAAGCAGCACAUCAUUCGUGUGAUGAAUGCACAGUCGCAGAACAACAGCAACGAUGCCACAGUCAAACAAGAACCGCAGGACGCUCCUGCCGAGCAACCGGAAGGCAAUGGCAACGAUGGCGGCGACUGGGGAAAUGGAUCUGGUACCUGGGAAGAAUAAGGGUACAUUAUUAUAUUUGAUCAAUAUUUUAAUUUUUAAAACAUGACUAGUUUGAGUAGUACUAUAAGUUCGAUCAAGUCACGGAGUCACAGAUGUCCUUGUUUUUAUGUUGAAGUGUGAUUUUGAGAAACCUCACCUUUGAUUAUGCGAUAUCAUAUCAGAACCUAUCUGAAAUUAUAUAAUGUUUAUCCUUAAGGCUACGUUCACAUGGGGCGUUUUUUUCCAUAUACCGUGUACGAGAUUUAUAAAAUAUCGUAGUGACAGUAAAAUUUGUAUGGCAACUCUGUAAAUCGAUCACACGAUAUCCAUGCGAGAAAAUAUCAUAUUCGAGACAUAUUUUUUAUCGUCUACCGUAGGGUCUUGCCGCCGGAGAUGCGAGAUUCUCGAAACGACUUUAUCGAAUGCGAUGCUCAGUGGCGCUUAUGUUUACGUUGAUUCGUUCACGCGGACACACUGGUUUCUCGUACACAUUGUUGUUGUGAUGUCGUUGGCGAAGGUCUGAUAGAGGACGGUUUGCCGAUUGCAUACGGGAAUAAUCCGAAUGGAUCGUGUACAGUAAAACCGUAUACGAGAAAAUAUCGAAUCGAAUAGUCGGCGUGUGAACGUCUCCUUACCUAUUGUGUCAAAUUACUAAUCCCUUUAUUCAUAAACGUUUGCUAAAGUUAAUAAGUCACUAAUAAAGAUUUUUCGGGUUCUCAACUGGCGUAAAGGCGUUCAGACUAAGUUCGAUCAAGGUAUGAUCUUGUCAAACGUCGCCUCUGAUUAUGCAAUAUAACUGUAUCAUAUAGGUACCAGAGUACGUAGCCGAAUGGCACAGACGCUCACGAAACGAAGCGCUCGUAGAUAAUUAUAUAUCUCUAUCGCUCUUGCUCUUGUAUUGGCGCAACAGAGCCAGACUACCUUUCGCGGCGUUUCGUUUUCGUUUCGCGUCGCAGAAAUGCCAUUCGGCUACGGCACCAGUACAGAUCAGUAAUCAGAAAAAGUUUAUCCUUAUUGUUUCAAAUGAUUUCUCUUUAUGAUUGAAUUCUUUACUCGUGUAUC